AUGUCUUUGGAGAAGACCUCCGAUCUGGCCAAUGAGAACACAUGUCUGCCGUCCUCACUGACCCUUGACCUCCGCUCCCCACAUAGUGCUCUGCUUGAUUCUGACCUGAGCAAGAAGGCCAAAGGCAUCUCCUCCACCAAGAAGCGGCACAACUAUGCCACAUCCACUCCUCUGGACCUGCUGAAUGGCACCAAGGUCGGCAAUGACAUCGAUGAGGAUGAGUCCAGUCAGCAGCGAGAGGAGGAGAGGGUCCGGAACCAGGAGAACGAGCAGGGCCAGCACGGCACAGGGACCAAUGCCAAGUGGCUCAAGGAGGAUCAGAAUCAACUGCGCAAGGUGGCAGAGAGGCAGCAGGACCAGAAUAGAAAUUCUGACCAAGAUCUGAAUCACAACGAGAGCCCAGAAGGAAACCCCAACCAGAACUCUUUAGUGGUGGACCAGCAGGAAGAGGACAGUGAGCAGAACCCAUCUUCUAAGACCCUGAGGUCCCUGUGCUCUGACCUGAAUGAGCCUCUGCUGAUCGAAACCUCCGAGGCCCCUCAUGGGAAGGAGGAGAAAGAGGAGGAUGGGGAUGAGGAAGAGCCUCUACUUCUUCCAACAGGUGGAGAGAGGGACACUGACUCGUCUGAGGCGCAAAGUAGCAGUGAGUCUCGGCGAGAUGACAGUAGAGAAGUCAAGGAAACCUGCCUGCUGUUUCAUGGCAGAAAUGCUGCACCCAGUGAUGAGGACUCCAGCUGUAUGUCACUGUCUCAGGGCAGCACAGCCAACAGCACGCCAGAUGGUGACCCAGGUAACAGGGGCAGCAAGAUGUCUUAACAAUGGAUGGGCUUUGAGUGCAGGGUUGUGUAUAAGACUUGUGCUUUGCUUUAGCCAUAAACAGGAAUUGGGACACAAUCAAAUUGUUUUCCAGGUUUGUGGAACAUUUGUCAUCUCUUAUUUCCUAGUUAUCUCUUUACAUUUAUCUCACUUGUUUCUCCUUAUUGUAAAGAGUCUUACUGGGAUCGCAGUGCAUUUGAGACUGACACAGACCUGCCUGCAGGGUGGAUGCGGGUCAGAGACGAGUCCGGCACCUACUACUGGCACAUCCCCACAGGCACCACCCAGUGGGAGCCCCCUUCUCCCCUAGAGGAGGGAGAAGCCCCAGAGAGACCCUCCAGUACCUCCCCUGCCAUCACACCCAGUGAGGAGCCACAGGUGAGAGCUAGAGGGCAAAGAAAGUUUAGUUUAUUAGGAUCCCCAUUAGCUACUGCACAUGCAGCAGCUACUCUUACUGGUGUCCACAUAAAACGUACAAAUACAUGACAAAGUACAGAACAGUUAUAGACAAGAACAACAUAAGAUAUUACAUUUUAAAAUAAAAUAAAUAAAAUGUUUUGCUAGGUCUUUCUUUGCUGCACCCGACCUUAUUACCGGAAAGUAAUCAAGAUGGGACAAGAUCAGAGCCUGAACAAACUAGUACAGUUGAUCUUUGUGUCAAAAACGCAUAUUAUCUUUUUAUAACAGACAUACCUCUCCUCAUCUUCACAACAACUUUGUCAAUAUCACUUGACCAUGAUAACUGACCAUGCAAUGUUACUCCUAGGAGUUCAGUUUCUUCAACUUGUUCAAUGGUCACACCCUUUAUGCACAACUCCAGUUGAGGUUUAGGUCUAAGAGAAUGCUUUGAACCAAAUGUUCCCGAACCGAUUUCACUUGGUUUCUAAAUCUAAACUAAUUUUACAUAUUAGUAAAGACACGAUUAAAUUGAGAAUAGUCUGAUGGGUGAAAAUAUGAUCACUUGAUGCAAGAAUGGUGUGUGCAGCCUGAAGCAAGGAACAGAGCGCAAGCUUUUUCUGCGACUUUCUCAAAUCAUCAAUAUCCUAUAGUCGCAUCAUGCAGCACAUAUAUGUUUUGAUUUCCAAGUCAUUCUAAGGUUUGUAUCAUUCACAACUAAAGUAGCCAAAUAACUCUAAAUCUAACAUAUAGAACCUGUUUCAAAUGAUCACUUUUACGUUCAACAUAGCCACUUCGCUCCAGAAUGGGAAAAAUAUUAAUUAUAUUUUAUUCAGCGAAGUUCAAUUAUAUUCUUCUUACUAUAAUGUUAUAUAAAAUAAUGUCACAGGACUUAAGCAUAUAUUGUCUGCUAAAUGAACUAGCCUAUGACAUGGUACAUGGCUAGAUAACACAGAGUAGGCCAAAUCAUAUUCUGUUCUUCUGAAAUACAUUUUCUUCAUAUCAUUAUGUUUAUUUAGACCUGCCUAAAAUAAAUAAUGGAUUUAUUGUGAUUGUGUAUAUUAAAUUGACUUAUUAUACUUUUUUAUUAGAUUCAAAGGCGCGCAUCAGCAGCUUGUAUGUGGCUUGUAUGCGUGGAGUCCUGGAGAUGCUAAACGUGUUUAUGUUAAUUAACGGUCAAUUAUCGUGAGACCGGCAGUCUUUUGCAUGACAAUAACCAGCUGACAAAAUGUAACGACCGCCACAGCCCUAGCUCCAACUACAGUAUCUAAUAUUACAUUUAUUUUAGCCAAUCAUCAGUCAUCUCAGUCAGUGCAGUACAAGUUGAGUGCCCUUUCCUAAUGCAUGCUGAAAGUCAGUCAUUAACUUGUUCUUUGAAAAAUAGCAUUGUAUUUGUUCAAACACAAAUUUCUCCAUCAGUUUACUAAGAACAUGCAGCAAACUGAUUGGGCGGCUGUUAGAGCCAGCAAAGGGUGCUUUACUAUUUUUAGGUAGUGGAAUUACUUUAGCUUCCUUCCACGUAUGUGGACACACAGUUCUUUUAGGUUUUGGCCUGCCUGUGUCAAUUAGGGUGCACAGUCACUGUAUUUCCAUUUAAGCCCCCACUGCUAGUGCUAACUGAUUUAGUUUCCUACUUUUAAUUGAACCUUGUCUCCUUUUUAUAUUUUCAGUUGACGUGGAGUAGUCUCACCCAGUCCCGCCCCAACAGGUUUAAUGACGAGGAGUUCUGGAAGGUGAGUGCCAAAUGUACUUGAAACAAGCCUAACAUCAAUGCAGUUUGCAAACCUUUUUUCAAAGAGAUUUUCAAUGUUUAGGUGUCAACUGCUUAUUUUCUAUCUCAAAUGUAGAAAUGUGUCUUCUUACUGUUGUUGUUAUGUCUUCAGGAGGAAGAUGCGAUGGCUGAUCAGACCCUGAAGGAUUUUGAAGGAGCCACAUUGCGUUAUGCCUCUAUCAAUCUCAGGUGAGUUGUCCGCCCCCCCCCCCCCCCCCCCCCCUCCCCCAAGUAGAGUGUCUUAUUAUAUGCUUGUAUUGUCUGAUUCCUUUCACGUCCAGCUGUUCACAGUCUGAAGGAAAGGAGAAGAUGCAUUCACUCAUCAAUGACCUGGACGCUAAGGUAUGUACUCUCACUCAGACAAAUAGACAUAACCAAUCAUUCCACUCCCAUCCCACACACAUUUUUCUCUCUUUCAACACUCAACAUGCUCUUAAUCACUCUCUGUCUCCUUGUGUCUCUCAAUAGGUUUUUGCGGUGCGGUCUCUGGGCUGGGUGGAGAUAUCAGAGGAGGAGAUGGCUCCAGGGAAGAGCAGCGUAGCUGUCAACAACUGCAUCAGACAGCUCUCCUACCACAAACACAACCUGCAUGACACGGCUGGGAUCUGGGGAGAGGUCAGAGAAUGGCUUGUGUGUGGGAAUAUGACUGAAUGACGUGUGUGUGUGUGGGAAUAUUACCUGGAUAGUGUUGGUAGAACAAUGUUAAGAGGAAUGUUAUGUAAUGUGUUUCCAUACAGGGAAAAGACAUGCUCCUUGUUCUGGAGAAUGAGACAUUGAACCUGAUUGAUCCGUUGGGCCAGACUCUGCUGCACACCCAGCCUAUCGUCAGCAUCCGAGUGUGGGGAGUGGGCCGGGACAACGGCAGGUCAGUCCCCUGCUACUCUAACUACACUGAACAAAAUAUAAACGCAACGUAAAGUCCCAUGUUUCAUGAGCUGAAAUAAAAGAUCCCAAAAACUUUCCAUGCGCACUAAAAGCUGAUUUCUCUCAAAUUUUGUUCAUAAAUUUGUUUACGUCCCUGUUUGUGAGCAUUUCUCCUUUGCCAAAAUAAUACAUCCACCUGACAGAUGUGGCAUAUCAAGAAGCUGAUUAAAUGGCAUGAUCAUUACACAGGUGCACCUUGUGCUGGGGUUGUGCAGUUUUGUCACGUGCAAUUUGCAUGCUGACUGCAGGAAUGUCCACCAGAGCUGUUGCCAUAGAAUUGAAUGUUCAUUUCUCUACCAUAAGCUGCCUCCAAGGUCAUUUUAGAGAAUUUAGCUGUACGUCCAACCGGCCUCACAACCGCAGACCACGUGUAUGGCGUUGUGUGGGCGAGCGGUUUGCUGAUGUUUACGUUGUGAACAGAGUGCCCCGUGGUGGUGGGGUUAUGUUAUGGGCAGGCAUAAGCUACGGACAACGAACACAAUUGCAUUUAGUCGAUGGCAAUUUGAAUGCACAGAGAUACCGUAAAGAGAUCCUGAGGCCCAUUGUCGUGCCAUUCAUCCGCUGCCAUCACCUCAUGUUUCAGCAUGAUAAUACAUGGCCCCAUGUCGCAAGGAUCUGUACACAAUUCCUGGAAGCUGUUAAAUGUCCCAGUUCUUCCAUGGCCUGCAUACUCACCAGACAUGUCACCCAUUGAGCACGUUUGGGAUGUUCUGGAUCAACGUGUACGACAGCGUGUUCCAGUUCCGCCAACAUCCAGCAACAUUGCACAGCCAUUGAAGAGGAGUGGGAAAACAUUCCACAGGCCACAAUCAACAGCCUGAUUUAACUCUAUGCGAAGGAGAUGUGUUGCGCUGCAUGAAGCAAAUGGUGGUCACACCGGAUAUUGACUUGUUUUCUGAUCAACGCCCCUACCUUUUUUUUAAAGGUAUCUGUGACCAACAGAUGCAUAUCUGUAUUCCCAGUCAUGUGAAAUCCAUAGAUUAGGGCCUAAUGAAUUUAUUUCAAUUGCCUGAUUUCCUUAUAUGAACUGUAACUCAGUGCAAUCUUUGAAAUUGUUGCAUGUUGCGUUUUAUAUUUUAAGUAUACAUUUCUUUAUAUUUUCUUCAUAUUUGAAAACUAGAAAUAUCUGUUUGUGCCAGUUUGCUAUAGGCAAUGUUUCUUAUUUUGGUUUUAUUUAUCUGGCUUUUAAUUUAAACUCCUGUUGCCUUACUUUGUGAACCCUGCUUUUUCUGUUGAAUUGAUUGAUUUGGGGUUUUCUCUCUAACCGGCUGCGCUUCGGCACACAGGGAGAGGUAGUGUAUUGUUAUUGUCGUAUCCACCAUCUUCCGUCAUGUCACGUAGAAUAGAUCAUAGUCGUGGUUGUCAUAGUUAGCAUAUUGAUUCCACACCCCCAUCCCAUAAUGUUCAAUGUUUCUCACUCACACCCAUAACUUUCUGAUCAGUUUCACUUUGUAAGUUUUACAUAUAGACUAGAAUAAUGUAGACUUUUAGCUAUUAAUAAUAUUGUGACUACAGUAAGUGUUCUCAGUCCUAAUUGUUAGUACAUUUGUUCAUUGUUGUAUUCGUGAAAGCUUACACUAUUAGGUUGAUAGUUCUCUUGAGUAGAUCCUGAUAUUAUCUAAAUUUAUUUCAGCAUUGUCCAUUUCAUCAGCCUCAUUUGUCAUGAUCAGCCUUUAUAACAGCCUCUUUCUCUAGUGACACCUCUUUGUUUGUGUGUGUUUGUGCUAACUUUAGGGACUUUGCCUACGUCGCGAGAGACAAACUGACUCAUGUUCUGAAGUGCCAUGUGUUCAGAUGUGACACACCUGCUAAGAACAUUGCCACGAGCAUGCAUGACAUCUGCUCUAAGGUAAGCCCAUCUGCUUUGGUGCACUGCACCAUACUGUGGUCUUCAGAUUGAGCCUGAGUGAAAUCUCCCUUUUUUUUACAUAACUUCGAGACUGUGGUUCAGGGGUUGUUUGUCUUUUUUUAUUUUUUAUGUUGAAUCGGUCUUUCCUGUCAUUCCUUUUCUGUAGAUAAUGGCCCAGAGGAAAUCAUCCAAGUCCUCUCUGAACAGACUCAACAUAGACCCCUCUAAACUGGUGGACAUUCCUUUCCAGGGUAAAACACUGGCACUUACUGUAUGACUUAGGCUUGGCGGUAUACCAUACAGUGCCUUAGGAAGUAUUCAGACCCCUUGACUUUUUCCACAUUUUGUAAGGUUACAGCCUUAUUCUAAAAUUGAUUAAAUUGUUUUUUCCCCCUCAUCAAUCUACACACAAUACCCCAUAAUGACAAAGCAAAAACUGGUUUUUAGUUUUUUUUGCUAAUUUAUUAAAAAUAAGAAACGGAAAUAUCAAAUGUACAUAAGUAUUAAGACCCUUUACUCAGUACUUUCUUGAAGCACCUUUUGGCAGCGAUUACAGCCUCGAGUCUUCUUGGGUAUGACGCUACAAACUUGGCACACCUACAUUUGGGGAGUUUCUCCCAUUCUUCUCUGCAGAUCCUCUCAAGCUCUGUCAGGUUGGAUGGGGAGUGUUGCUGCACAGCUAUUUUCAGGUCUCUCCAGAGAUGUUAGAUCGGGUUCAAGUCCUGGCUCUGGCUGGGCCACUCUAGGACAUUCAGAGACUUGUCCCGAAGCCACUUCUGCGUUGUCUUGGCUGUGUGUUUAGGGUCGUUGUCCUGAUCUCUCUGUACUUUACUCCAUUAAUCUUUGCCUCGAUCCUGACUAGUCUCCCAGUCCCUACUUCUGAAAAAUAUCACCACAGCAUGAUGCUGCCACCACCAUGCUUCACCGUAGGGAUGGUGCCAGGUUUCCUCCAAAUGUGACGCUUGGCAUUCAGGCCAAAGAGUUCAAUCUUGGUUUCAUCAGACCAGAGAUUCUUGUUUCUCAUGGUCUGAGAGUCCUUUAGGUGCCUUUUCGCAAACUCCAAGUGGGCUGUCAUGUGCCUUUUACUGAGGAGUGGCUUCCGUCUGGGCACUCUAUCAUAAAGGCCUAAUUGGUGGAGUGCUGCAGAGAUGGUUGUCCUUCUGGAAGGUUCUCCCAUCUCCACAGAGGAACUCUAGAGUUCUGUCAGAGUGAUCAUCGGGUUCUUGGUCACCUCCCUGACCAAGGCCCUUCUCCCCCGAUUGCGCAGUUUGGCCGGGUGGUCAGCUCUAGGAAGAGUCUUGGUGGUUCCAAACUUCUUCCAUUUUAAGAAUGAUGGAGGCCACUGUGUUCUUGGGGACCUUCAAUGCUGCAGAAAUGUUUUGGUACCCUUCCCCAGAUCUGUGCCUCUACACAAUCCAGUCUCGGAGCUCUACGGACAAUUCCUUCGCCCUCAUGGCUUGGUUUUUGCUCUGACAUGCACUGUCAACUGUGGGACCUUUAUGUAGACAGUUGUGUGCCUUUCCAAAUCAUGUCCAAUCAAUUGAAUUUACCACAGGUGGACUCCAAUCAAGUUGUAGAAACAUCUCAAGAAUGAUCAAUGGAAACAGGAUGCACCUGAGCUCAAUUUCAUGUCUCAUAGCAAAGGUUCUGAAUACUUAUGUAAAUAAGGUUAUUUUUUUAAUACAUUUUCAAAAAUUUCUAAACCUGUUUUCAUUAUGGGGUAUUGUGUGUAGAUUGCUGAGGAAAUUGUUUUAUUUAACCUAUUUUAGAAUAAGGCUGAAUACUUUCCCAAGGCACUGUAUGUACCGUAUACCGGGGUAUUUGUGAGUUAGUCCCCUGUCACAUGUCACGUGGUGUUUGUUUACAAGCACAGAACAACGAGAGACUGGAGCCUUGUGAGUCAAUGACUGUUGUGCAGCAUGUGCCAGGUGGUCUAAUUACAUUAUGGAAUUCAAUUAAAAUCAAAUCAAAUUGUAUUUGCCACAUGCAACAGGUGUAGACCUUACAGUGAAAUGCUUACUUACAAGCCCUUAACCAACAAUGCAGUUUUAAGAAAAAAAAGUGUUAAGUAAAAAAUAAAAAUAAUUAAAGAGCAGCAGUAAAAUAAAAUAACAGUAGGGAGGCUGUAUACAGGGGGUACUGGUACAGAGUUAAUGUGCAGGGGCACCAGUUAGUUGAGGUAAUAUGUAUAUGUGGGUAGAGUUAAAGUGACUAUGUAUAGAUAAUAAACUGAGUAGCAGCAGUGUAAAAGAGGGGGUGGGGGGGACAAUGCAAAAUAGUCCGGGUAGCCAUGAUUAGCUGUUCAGGAGUCUUAUGGCUUGGGGGUAGAAGCUGUUAAGAACCCUUUUGUACCUAGACUUGGCGCUCCGAUACCGCUUGCUGUGCGGUAGCAGAGAGAACAGUCUAUGACUAGGGUGGCUGGAGUCUUUGACAAUUUUUAGGGCCUUCCUCUGACACCACCUGGUAGAGGUCCUGGAUGGCAGGAAGCUUGGCCCCAGUGAUGUACUGGGCCGUACGCACUACCCUCUGUAGUGCCUUGCGGUCGGAGGCCGAGCAGUUGCCAUACCAGGCGGUGAUGCAACCAGUCAGGAACUCUCGAUGGUGCAGCUGUAGAACUUUUUGAGGAUCUGAGGACCCAUGCUGAAUCUUUUCAGUCUCUUGUGGGGGAAUAGGCUAAAUGUUUGCCAGCUAGAUAUCUUAUACCUAUUAAGUUAACUGUCUAAAAUGUGCUAAAUGCUCUGCAGUCGUGCAUUUGGUUUGCUAAUUUAGUAGCUAGUUAGCUAUGUAGAUAAGUGGUUAGCUUCUUCCAAAAUCAAGCAUUCGCUUGGUAAUAGCAGACAAUCUCCUCCUGGAUCAAGAGCCUUGCUGUCUAAUAUUUAUUCUGUGCGUGAAGCAAACUUUGAGUAGCAUUUUUGAGUUACUGGUAUAGUUUAGGUCAGACGCUAUAAAAUGUUUGCGGUGUGCUUUCUUAGCAUUUAGUUACCAUUCUCUAUGGGAUUUUACAUGUACUUGUUAGCAUUGCUAACCUUCGGAUUACUGAGUAUCAGUGGGGUUUGAAAACAGCGCCCCUUGUGUUCAGUGCCGGUAUUACAAAUAUCCCAGUAUGGCACAAGUCGGUAUGACAAUCUGGAUACUCCCAGAGCCUAGUAUGACUAUAUACUUACUGAAUAAUCUGAAACCAAAUGGAUCUAUGGGCACCUUCAGGUCCUUUGUAUGGUUUUAGCAGGUCACAGUGGUUUUCUGUCUCUCCUCUCCCUUCAGAAUUCCCUGCACCAAAGAAUGAGCUAGUCCAGUGCUUCCAGGUACGUUACCUGGGUACCGUGCCGGUGGCUAAACCCGUAGGUAAGGAACGCUUUGGUAAGGAAUGCUUUUUCUUCUCUUUCCUAGCUGUUGUGAUGGUGUAUAUUGUGGUGUAUUGAAUUACAUUUCAGGUAAACUUGUGUGUGUUUCUCAGUCACUGCCUGUAUUUAACCUUCCAUUUGUCCUCCCGUAUGUUGGUACUGCAUUUCAAUUAAUGCUGAAUUUCCACUAAGUUGGGGUUCACUUAUUGAAUGUCUCUCAAAGUAUUGCAUGUAUUCUUCUACUAAUUUCUCCUACAUAUUGUGAUACUGAUUUCUUACUGUGUGAAGUCUCGACUGCUAUGAGCUAUUCUCGUUAGGGAUAUUGAGCUAUUAGCUAACUCUUGGUUUUCUGUGAAGUAUGAACUAACACAAUUCCUGUAAUUCCUUCCCUUUUCCUGACAUUCUCAGGUAUUGAGUGUACUCAGAUGUGCAGCUAACCUGAGUGGUUGUGUAUGUCCUAUCCAGGUAUGGACCUAGUCAACGUAGCCCUAGACACAGCAAUGAAUUCCAAAGAGAAGGAUGAGUGGACGCCAGUUACUGUGAAUGUGGCUUCAGCCACACUUACAAUAGUCACAGCUGAGGUGAGCACACACACACGUACACGCACAAUCUCAAAAAUACGUUUUUUAAAUGUCUUUCCAAUUUGAAGGUCUGAGGUUGUUUAAAUUGCUAUGGGAAUAGUCUGACCCAAGGUGUUCUGUUGUGCUCCCUGCAGACAGAGGAAGUUCUGUUUGAGUGCCGCGUGCGGUUCCUGUCCUUCAUGGGCGUGGGGAAGGACAUCCACACUUUUGCCUUCAUCAUGGCCGAGGGCCACGGGGACUUCAUCUGCCACAUGUUCUGGUGUGAGCCCAACGCUGCCAGCCUCAGUGAGGCUGUGCAGGCCGCCUGCAUGGUGAGUGCAAUGUUUCUGUCAGCCAGCAAUUGACAGCUUUUGGCCGAUACAAAUGCACAUUGUCCAGCAGAAAAUAUCCUGAUGAAAAUAAAUGUCCUCUAUAAAUCACAUUGGCUAUGCACAGAGGUUGGUUCAGGUUGUCUUUCAAUCACAUAAUCUCUCUAUUCCGCCUGUCUGUAUUGAGUUCACACUGUCACUAGCAAACUUUCAACAUUGUAUCAGCUGGUGCUGCCCCGCAAGUUACCCAUGUCAGUGAGUUUGUGACAGCUCUAUGCACACAGGGGAGAAGUGUUCCGCUAUUUUAUGAUCUUUUGCUAGACAUCCCUAUAAGAGACUGUACAGAAAUGUCAUUCAAGUCCUGCAUGGUGUAUUUAGAUGAAGUGAUUUUGCUUUCCUACGCUCAUGCUAGUCUAAUGCUUGGUUGUGUAGUUGGCUUAAAAAUGCCAAAAACAAAGUUGGCUAACUAGCUACGGUACCAAGGCUGGAAGCACAGACAAGUGGAAAAAUAAAUUGACACUGAAACAGAGGAUAUUGAUAAGCCAGAUGGACAGAGAGAUGCGCAUUGUGCAAGGAGACAAUGUUCACUUGGUAGGCUAUCAUUCCUCCUUGCAUAAUUAUUGUAGUCACUUCCAUGUAUUGUCAAUGAAUCGGCAGUGAGCACUCCUAAAAAUGCAAAUGGUUUCUAUUUCAUAUGGCAACUUUUUCAGAAACAUUAGGUGAGUGGUUCUUCUAAAUGGGAGGAGUUUGCAGGGAUUGGACCGUUUUACUACGUGCCGAUAGUAAACAUACACAGCCUUGUUGCACCAAAUAUUUUGAGUCCAAGUAUAUGUUUCUAUUCAGAUUUAGUGCUAAUGUUGUGUGACUUUUGACAGCUGCGCUACCAGAAGUGUCUUGACGCCAGGCCCCCCAGUACCAGCUCCUGCCUGCCAGGGCCGCCGGCCGACUCCGUGGCACGUCGUGUGGGCUCCAGUGUCAAGAAGGGGGUUCAGAGCCUGCUGGGCAGCUUCAAGAGGUCUGGGUCCCAGACGCCCUGA
Molecule: messenger RNA, 11023 nt
Organism: Coregonus sp. 'balchen'
Lineage: Eukaryota; Metazoa; Chordata; Actinopteri; Salmoniformes; Salmonidae
Source: the annotation of a GenBank genome assembly